Molecule: messenger RNA, 1547 nt
Organism: Arachis ipaensis
Lineage: Eukaryota; Viridiplantae; Streptophyta; Magnoliopsida; Fabales; Fabaceae
Product: cinnamoyl-CoA reductase CAD2-like
Molecular function (GO): oxidoreductase activity, acting on the CH-OH group of donors, NAD or NADP as acceptor
Source: RefSeq, a predicted model, not a curated record
AUCCAACGCAUAUAACAAAACAGAUCAAGAAAAUCAAGACUCAAGUGUUAAAUAAUUGGUUUUCUGUUAAUUCAAUUUUUUGAGUCUGUGACAUAGUGUUAGUUAGUACCUUAGGCUAUAAAUAGCUUACACUAUGUAAAUGAGAGUGUGUUACAUUUAUUUUGGAAUAGUUCUGUUUACUUCUAUUGCAAGUCAUUUGUUUUUCUCCUUCUGCACUCUGUUUUUCCUUUCUAUUCUUUCUUUCUCCUUCCAUUGUGCUUCUGGUUCUUGGUUCAAAGAGAAUAGGAAUGGAUUCUCUCCAUUUUUGUUCCUUAAUUAUUUUAUCAAGCGUGAUUUUUCACCAUAUAUUUUUUAAGCAGGACUAAGAAAAAUACGGGAGGAUCCAUUCCGAAAGAGAACCGAUAAGUAUAGCAAGCAACAAAGUAGCGAAGAGAAUAUUGAAGAAUGAGCAGCAGCGACGGCAAGGUGGUGUGUGUCACCGGAGCUUCCGGUUACAUCGCUUCAUGGAUCGUCAAGUUUCUUCUUAAUCGCGGUUACACUGUCAGGGCCACUGUUCGUGACACAAAUGAUCCGAGAAAGGUAGAGCACUUAACUAAGCUUGAAGGUGCCAAGGAGAGACUACAGCUGUUGAAGGCGAAUCUUCUAGAAGAAGGUUCGUUCGACUCUGCUGUUCAAGGCUGUGAUGGUGUCUUUCAUACAGCAUCUCCCUUUUAUCGUGAUGUCAACGAUCCACAGGCUGAGCUUUUGGAUCCGGCAGUUAAAGGAACCCUCAAUGUUCUUCAAGCAUGUGUUAAAUCUCAGUCGGUGAAGCGCGUAGUUUUAACUUCUUCAAUGGCUGCUGUUACAUUUAAUGGAAGGCCUCUGACUCCUGAAGUAGUAGUUGAUGAGACCUGGUUUUCCGAUCCAGAACUCUGUAAGGAGUCGAAGUCAUGGUACUGGUAUGUGCUUUCAAAGACAUUGGCUGAAGAUGCUGCCUGGAAAUUUGCAAAAGAAAACAACAUCCGGUUGGUCACUAUUAACCCAGCAAUGGUGAUUGGACCUCUUCUGCAACCAGUACUUAACACAAGUGCUGGUGGUGUUUUGAAUGUAAUUAAUGGUGCACAAACAUUUCCAAAUGCUACUUUUGGAUGGGUCAAUGUGAAAGAUGUUGCAAAUGCUCAUAUCCAGGCUUAUGAAAUUCUUUCAGCUAGUGGGAGAUAUUGCAUGGUAGAAAGAGUAGAACAUUUCUCAGGGAUUGUGAAACUUUUACGUGAUUUAUACCCAACAUUACCCCUUCCAGAGAAGUCCGCCGAUGAUAAGCCGUAUGUGCCAACAUAUCAAGUUUCGAAAGAAAAGACAGAGAGCUUGAUACUUGAAUUUAUUCCUUUGGAAGUGAGCCUCAAGGAGACUGUGGAAAGUUUGAAAGAAAAGAAGUUCACCAACUUUUAAUUCAUCAUAUAUUAGUAGAGGAGAAAAUGUUUAGUCAUGAACUUGAUUUUUCUUGCUGAUGCUACAGAAUGAAUGUACUGUUAAAUAAAACUUGAAAUAAAAAUUGAUUAUUGCGUGAA